AUGGAUGAGUUUUGGUUGCCCUUGUCGGCUUUCGACUACACUGCAACCGCAAAAAACGGAUUCUUUCCGGCGAAUACUCAGCUGACCACACACUUCCAUGAGUUUGCCAAGUUCGGAUACAAAAGCAAUAUCGGCAACGUGGAGUGCAAAUUUCCACUCAGGGACAGUUCCAGACAAAUACCCGACUUUUCAGUCGGGGUGACUGAUGGACACUGCAAGAUAGUGCUGAUGAUGACAAUUGUCGCCAUCGUACGAGAGCUCGAUCUCAACCUUGAUGAUCCCCACCUCCAGAUGGUUCUAGCAAGCUUCUCUCAGAUCAGAUGUUCCUACGAGCAUUUUGAGAAUCCUGCUCAUUUUUACUUGUACUCCUUGAAAACGGGCUUCGUCUCUGCGGAGAAGCAAGGGCCAUCACCAGUACAACUGGUGGCAGAACUGCAACAUGCAGUGGAUCUUCAACGACGUCAAACGCACGCCAAGAAUGCACCGCUGCGUGACAUUCUGAACAGGGUCAUAGCGGAUUACAACAAGAUGGUUUCUGUGAAGAAACACAGGUUGGACUCAAGUAAGAAGUCGCUGGUGCUGAACUUGAUGCGCUGCCCCUCUGACCUGAUGACUCUGCUGGCGAAGCACUACGACAGCUACAAAGAGAACCUGGAAUGGCAGAGGAUCAGCUUUGUCUUGGAGGCCACUGGAAAGAACCUGGAAACUUAUGUGGAGAAACAUCAGGACCAAUCAAGGAAUGCCUUGAAGAAAAGCAUGGAGGCAGCCUUCAACGCAUGGGUGGAGGAAUUGCACGCCGACCAAACGCAGUUUAUGGCCGACAAGGAUUGCCACAGCCGCGCUUGGGAUGCGGUGGCUGCCUACAUGGAGAAGCACAUCAAGGUGUUCUCGAGCCGGAAAUCUGCGAAGCAGGAGGACACCGAAAAAAAAGAGGACACCUCUGAUGUCAAAAUGGAUGACGAGAAUGAUGACGAUGAUGACAGGGAUUCUGCCCUGAAGUUGGAAGAGUCGGAAGAAAUCCAAGUCCGAGACAUCAGAUACAACUUGGAGACCCAGCUGGCACUGAAAGAUCGCAAUCUAAAAGUUCGGAACAUCACCUGGAUCUUCGAGCCCGAUACGGUGUACGGAAAACGUGAUGGUGUUCUGACUGGAUUGGCCGUCACCCACAAGGACUCCAGGAACUACUUCCACAGCACAAGGGGAUGGAAGACGGGAACCGUCCAUGGCAUUGGUAUGUGUCCCAGGGCUGAGAUGUACAAGCCAGAGACAGCCUCUCCGAGCAGAGCCCAUGCUUUGCCUCAUUUGGGUCGUGCAUUUACGGACAUUCAGGAGCAGAAGCAGGUUGGCGCUGGCACAAGCUUCAUCCAAAAGACUUUGGAGGCGUUCCAGGUUCGCUCGGUGAAGACCACCGUGCUGGUUGACAUGUACGGGUACGACGCAUGGCCAGCCCUGGCAUGCCUGAAAGAAUGUCAAGAGGGCCGGGAUUGCAUGUGCACUACGCUGUGCUUGGACAACAGUGGCCAGGACUUACUGAACCGGCUCUCCAAUGCAGUGUAUGAGCAAGCGCGGGCUGGGGAUCUGCAAGUUACUUUCCCCAGCUUUGAUCCAAUCCUGUCGGCCUUGAAAAGUGGCAGCACUGCCAAUGCUGCCCGAAGCUACAGGGUGACUUGCCAACGCCACGACCAGUUGCUCGUGUUGGAGAGCUUCGCGAAGCGCUGGCUGGACGAUCCACAAUUUGAUGAACGUGCCCGUGAGGUGAUCAAACUACACAAUGAAGAGUACAACGCAUCUGAGGAUUUUAUGAUGGCUGCCGAAAGGCCAGGGUCUGAGCCCAAGGUGGAGGAAGAGGCGUCUUUGGAACGGCCUGCAAAGCGGAUCAAGUUGGAGGCCUGCAAGACUGAGGAUGUGACCAAAUUGGCCAAAUCGAAACUUGUUCAGCUUUGGGAGCGGAGAAUGGAGGGACGCUGCUGCGCCUUGCCAGCCAUUGCAAGAUUUUCUCCCCGUUUGAAAGUGGUCGAGGAUGAUACCACCAAAAAGGAGAAGGGCAGGAAGAAGAAGACAGCGCCAGCCAUCACAUCCAAGAACUUCGGGGCCUUCGUGUCGGUGCCGGCCAUAAAGGAUGCAGACAAUAUGGUCCUGGCGUGGCGGUGCCGGAUUGACAACAGCGGGGCUGCUUCGAAGGGGGCAAAGCUGAUCAUGCCGAUCCGGCCAGUGAUGUGCUUGAAGCACCAGCUGGAAGUGAACAGCGAAACGGUGUGCUUGGUCUGA
Molecule: messenger RNA, 2268 nt
Organism: Durusdinium trenchii
Lineage: Eukaryota; Dinophyceae; Suessiales; Symbiodiniaceae
Source: the annotation of a GenBank genome assembly